GCAGUCAACAGGUGCUUGCGAAUAUAAGCGCGCGCGCGAAUCGGCUUAUUAAUCGGUAUCAGUCGGGGGCCCCGAUACAACGUGUGACAGAGACGCGCCGAACCCCUUCCUUCUCUCCCCCCGGCCGCGUCCCCUCCUCGGCCGAAAAAAGAGAACCGCCAACUGCUGCGCCUCUUGCCCGCCGUGAGGCACGUGGGGUUAUAACAUGUUGGUCCGAUAGUAUCCGCCAGCGAAAAGGUUGACGAUUUUUUCCUCGAGCCAUCAGUUCAGCUCGGUUCAUCGUUUGACACAGUUCGGGUGUACAUUACGUACUUUUAUAUAAUAAGCAUCUAGUUUUUAGUUAAGAGACAAUACAUACGGACGGAUUGCAACGAAGAGCGAUGGUGAACUCGCAGCAGGUUCUGCUGGCGCUCGUGCUGCUGGCGGUUGCGGCUUCGUCGACGCCAACGCCGGCCAGCAACAUGCCCAGGCCCAGCUAUGCGCGCACGAUGCUCAAAGUGUCGCGAAGUCUUCCCGGCGAAACCGAGGAGGUCAAGGUGCGCACCAGCGAGGGCAAUCUGGCGACCCUGAUCGUGAAGCGUCGCGAGAAGACGAUCGCAGGAAACGAAUUAUCCGCCAGAUCGAUCAAGGAGACGACGACUUCAACGGAAAGACCGACAUCGGAGGCAUCUUCUCCCAAGACGUCGACACCGGCUCCGACGGCUGCUCCAACAUCGACGACGAUCGGAUACCACAGUGUAGAUGUCGACCCGUGGUCGAGUCAAAUCAAAACUUGGACCCGAGUGUCGAGCGAGAAAUCGGCACCGGUGGAAGAGCCACGCAACUGGGUGCCCGUGAAUCGUGGAUGGCAGCCCGUGGAGCAGCAGCAGCAGCCCAACGGCGAGGACGAGGCUCGAAAAUCCUUCGCUACUUGGCUGGUGGCCGACGACACCGGCAGCGCCCGGAGCUUUCAACUCGUACCCAGCGACGACGGCUCCACGGAAAAAGUCGUGCGCUACGCUUUCCUCCCGUACGAGCCGAAAACGCGCACCAACGUCGGAGCGAAUCUGCUGAAGAACCGGGACGCGAAAAACGUCCCGCCAGAGGUUGUCGUGCGCUCCGAGAUCAACAUCAAGCCGCAGCCCGGCCAGCCCGGACAGCAGCCCCAAACCGAAGCCAAGAGACUGCCACCGAUUUUGAACGCCGACGGCUCGAUCACGAUACACGGCAGACGGGUGCCGGACGAUCCCAUCGAUAAGAUUCAAGUGUGGAGAAACGCCCGAGUCAUAAACAAUCAAUUGGUUACCGAUCCCAACGUACCGAGCCCGACGGUCCCCACGACGAGCAACACGGGAGCCGAGUUCGAGCGAUUUUUCGAAAACAUUAAUCGACGGUACAUAAAAACGCCACAGGACGACAAGAACAAAGCAUACCGUAACGAAGUUUUGGCCGCGGAGAUCUACGAUACUGCUGAAAACACGUAUCGACCGAGCAUACGCAAACGCAUGCUUCAGCCCGAAAUUCCCGGAGCCGUCUAUCCGAACUCUCGCCUGUAUUUGCCCCAAGACAAAGGCAUGUCGCAGACGAUCAAGCACGGCACCCGAGCGCCCGUCUUGCAAUACGCCCAUCCCGAGCUCGGCGUUCAGCCCGCCAAAGCCUUGAAAAACGAGCAGCAGCAACAGCAGAGGCAAUCCGACGAGGCGACGGAAAGUCCCCGGCAGCAGUACCAUCAGUAUCAGCGCGAGCAGCAGCAGCAGCAGCAGCAGCAGCAGCAACAACAAUAUCAACAGCAACCGCAACAGCAUCAAUAUGGCGAGUACAGACAGAAGAAGAAGUACGUUAUCAACGAGAAAAAUUUAGUCGACCCGCAUCAGUACAAGCCUUACUACCCGCAGCAGUUCUACGGGAUCAGGAGGCCGGAGCCGCCGUUUUGGAUCAAGAUGACGGAAAAUAUCAAGAGCGGAUUUCACGACGGUGUUGCCAAGGUAUCCGAAUUCACGAAACCGGUAUUCGAUCCACUUGUGGAAGCCACGAGAAAAAUCUCAGAAAAUUUGGGUCUCUCGCGAUCGCAAGAUCACGCGCAAGACAAAAUCGGCACGGUCGCGUCCAGCGGAUCGGUACUGAUUCCCGCCCUGGGUCUGGUCGCGUCGGGAGCUGCGCUCGGCAUCGGCGCCGUAGCCGUGGGACGAUAUCUCGACGUCGACGUGCUGAAACGCUCGAACGACGGCACUCUGGAGCUCAACGAGGACAACUUGCGAGCUCUCGGCUACAUCUCCGAGUUGCCGGAAAACCACAACAACAACGGUGACGCCGAGAAGCAGAGCAUCGGACAGGGUGUUUACGUUUUGAUGCCCGACAGUGCCGAGGGAAGCGUGGCGGUGGCGAGGAAAAAGAGAAGCGUACAAAACGAUCUUACUUCAGAGAGACAUAUUCCGCGCAAAGGGUCAGACUCGAUUGAAGAGAUAGUAGAGAUCGACGUGCCUUCGAAAUCGAUCAUCGGCGCAACGAUCGACCAGAGCAACGAUAUCAAAGAAGAAUUGACAACAAACCAGGCAUUCGAAUCUCCGGCUAGUAGUCAAAAAGUAGUUCAGCUAAGCGCGGACAAUCAAGGUAAUGCGGAACACUUGAGAAAGAGGCGCAGCAUCGACGAUGGAGAAUCCAACGACGAGCUUCAACAUCUCGGCGAUGAUCAAGCACCGCUAAGUACAGAACAAAAAACUGGAGAUGACUGGUCGAACACAGCGUGCGCGAAGCGUAAUUUUUGCAAAGCUAUGCUAGAACGUGGCUACGAUUCCCAUGCAUUCAUGGACAAAAAAAUGAACGAAAUGCUGCGAAUGAUUCAGCCAAGCUUAGCAGCCCAGGUGUCAGAACAUUUUGACGACGUUAUGGAUGCCGUGAGGCGGCACGACUGCAGCCGUUUUUCCUGCUCCGUAUCCAGACCCUAUGGUGUCCAUAUGAGAGAAAAUAAUUUUUUAUACUAAUGAGCUAGUGGCAAAGGUCUUACAUCACUCGCUCUUUUAAAGAUCAAGACUGCUGGAUUAAAAGUGGGCGCGACUUUUCAUCGCCGAACUGUACAUAUUUAAGGAGCUUCCUCGGUCGCUCAUUUGGCGAAUGGCGAGCAACGCCACUUUUAAAAUUAAUUUUAUUAACACUUUAUAAUUUUUAAA
Trichogramma pretiosum is the source of this 3146-nucleotide messenger RNA. RefSeq lists its product as uncharacterized. Lineage: Eukaryota; Metazoa; Arthropoda; Insecta; Hymenoptera; Trichogrammatidae. The coding region runs from base 381 to 2960 and encodes 859 amino acids. The record is from RefSeq and is a predicted model, not a curated record. The transcript has 10 exons.